This is a messenger RNA of Miscanthus lutarioriparius, 618 nucleotides long. Lineage: Eukaryota; Viridiplantae; Streptophyta; Magnoliopsida; Poales; Poaceae. The record is from the annotation of a GenBank genome assembly.
AUGAAGACGACGGAGCCAGGCCUGAGCGGCGGCGGCCACCUCGCCGCCAAGCCCACCGACGACGACGACGAAGCCGGCAUGGACCGCCUGAGCGCGCUCCCCAACAGCGUCCUGCUCCACAUCCUCGCGGGCCUCGGGAACGCCGCCACCGCCGGUCGGACCAGCGUGCUCCCCAGCCGCUGGCGCCGCCUCUGGGCGUUGCUCCCGGAGCUCCGCUUCGUCCCUCUCUCCCCCGAGCCCGGCCUCAUCGCGUCGGCGCUGGCUGCCCACGAAGCGGAGCUCAGGCACCUCGACGUGACGACCCAGGACGCCGCCCCCGAGCCCGUGGCGGCCUGGCUCCGCGUCGCCGUGCGCCGCCUCUCCGGCAGCCUCGUCUUCACCAACCAGACGCCGAUGGGGAGAUACGAUGACGCCGACGCCGACGGCGAGGGGAGAAGCGCUUUCGAUGAGCGUCCCCGUCGGAGAGACGACGUCGACGUCGACGCCGCCCAGGGACGAGGCGCGUUCGAGCUUCCUUGCCUCGACACGGCCCACCAGCGUCUCCAUCGACCUGGGUCGCCUCGGCCUCACCAUGCCACGCGCCGGUGCCUUCGCCCGGGCUCACCGAGCUCAGACUGA